Molecule: messenger RNA, 334 nt
Organism: Symbiodinium sp. CCMP2456
Lineage: Eukaryota; Dinophyceae; Suessiales; Symbiodiniaceae
Source: the annotation of a GenBank genome assembly
GAUUUCCCCAAGGAGUUGCCGGUGCCAGCCGCGCCACCGGCAGCUGUUCCGCAGCCAGACAUCACACCGGAGCCAAGACGGCGGGUGCCGAGUUCGCAGCUCACGCCGCCCAAGCCAAAGCAGCCGCGCGCCCCGGAGGUCUCCGAAUCGGCAUCUAGCUCCAGCAGCAAGCGUCUCCGGACACAGCUGGAGGACUGGGGUCCCGACCGGGUGUGGCAGCGCUCCGCGAAGGUAGCAAUUCCGCAGGAGUUGCAGGCUGGCACGGCAUCGCUGGCUCUGCUCCUUGUCUCCCUCGACGAUCGGCUCCUCUUUCCACCUCCUGGCUUCGAAGAAG